Molecule: messenger RNA, 834 nt
Organism: Tetranychus urticae (two-spotted spider mite)
Lineage: Eukaryota; Metazoa; Arthropoda; Arachnida; Trombidiformes; Tetranychidae
Source: RefSeq, a predicted model, not a curated record
AUGCUAUGUACAGAAAAAAGACAACAAGCAAACAAUGCAUUUGAAAAAGAUUUUUGGAAGUUAAUGAUUAAUUCACUUUAUGGUAAAAGCAUCGAAAAUAAACGAAAACAUUGCGAAGUCAAAUUUUUGAAUGAUAGAGCGGAUGUGAUCAAAGCUACAAGAAAACCUCUUUUCGACCAAUUCUGUAUAUUAGAUGAAAAUCGAGCGAUUGCAAAGCUACGGAAGUCUAAGGUUUUGUUGGACAAACCAAUAGCUGUUGGAUUUUCUGUUUUGGAAUUUACGAAACUGUAUAUGUAUCAAUUACAUUACGAUACUUUCAAAGCACAUUAUGGUCAAAAGAUAAGUUUAGUUUACACGGACACUGAUAGCUUCAUUUAUCACAUACAAACAGAAAAUCUUUAUCGUGAUUUUGCUUAUUUCGCCAAUAUUAUGGAUUUUUGUGACUAUCCUAAAGAUCAUUUCCUUCAUAGUAAUGAGAACAAAAAAAAGCUUGGCUAUCUUAAAGACGAAACUAACGGAGAUCCUAUCAUAGAAAUAAUCGCUCUCAAAUCUAAAAUGUAUUUGAUCAGAUCAGUGAAUAAUGAACGCAAAACAGCUAAAGGGAUACAAAAGCAUGUCGUUAAAUCUCAAAUACUACGCGAUGAUUAUCGAAACUGUUUAUAUAACGAAGAAUUAUAUAGGCAUACAAAUCAUGAACUUCAGAGUAAAAACCACAUAAUAAAAGCUAUAUCAACUGAAAAAAUAUCAUUAAGCCCUUUGGACGAUAAGCGUUGGGCAAUUGAUAAUAUCAACACUCAUGCUUUCGGUCAUUAUCUCUCAAAAUAUGAAAUUUGA